Molecule: messenger RNA, 2588 nt
Organism: Syngnathus acus (greater pipefish)
Lineage: Eukaryota; Metazoa; Chordata; Actinopteri; Syngnathiformes; Syngnathidae
Product: lamin-A-like
Exons: 13
Coding region: 402-2336 (644 amino acids)
Source: RefSeq, a predicted model, not a curated record
GCUCGGAAAUGAUUGACGGAAACAUGUAAUUGAUGUAAUUGAAUGUUUGAAAGGAACGUCUACUGAUUUGUGCCCAGCAACCUCAGCCAUUUUCGGGCCCGAUGCAGAAAUUUGAUAUUUUAACAAAAAGAAAAUGAACUCCAAUCACAAGGAAUAGCUCGAGAGGCUGACUCAUUUGUUCAGACCGCAGACCAGAAAGAGAGAUGGAGAGGAACAACCACCCCGAGAGACUGCCAAACUUUUUAGGCCAACCUCUCCUCUCCACCCCUCCCACCUCAUUCUUUCCUAUGGGCACUCGGGUAUAUUCAUUCAGUAUACACACAGCAACAGGCUGAACGGACCUUAGGAUCCAUCCGUUGCAAAGUUUCUUUGAACCAUUGCAAAGGAAGCAAGCUCGAGAGAUGGCGACCCCAAAAACCACUCCUCGAGGUGCAAACCAUGCCCUCUCCCCCAACCGCAUCACACGUCUCCAGGAGAAGAAAGAUCUCAGCAACCUCAACGACCGUCUGGCCGUUUACAUCGACAAGGUCCGUUCCCUGGAAGUGGAGAACGCCGGCUUGCGUUUGCGCAUCACUGAAUCCGAAACAGAGGUGUCCCGGGAGCUGACGGGCCUGAAGGCCGCUUACGAGACGGAGCUGGCGGAUGCCCGUAAGACUCUGGACUCGGUGGCCAAAGAGCGUGCACGUCUGCAGCUGGAGGUGGGCAAGCUGAGGGAGGAAUUCAAGGAGCUGAAAGCAAGGAACACGAAGAAAGAAUCCGAUCUGGCAGGAGCGCUGCAGAGGCUCAAAGACUUGGAAGCCUUGCUGAACUCCAAGGACGCGUCUUUGACGACAGCGUUAGGAGAAAAGCGUAGCCUUGAGACAGAAAAUCGAGAUCUGAAGACGCAGGUUGCCAAGCUCGACACCAGCUUGGGAGAUGCCCGAAAGCAGCUGCAGGAUGAGAUGCUCAGGAGGGUGGAUGGAGAGAAUCGCAUUCAAACCCUUAAAGAGGAGCUGGAGUUUCAAAAGAACCUGCAUUCCGAGGAGUUGCGCGAGGUCAAACGCCGGCACGAGUCUCGCGUGGUGGAGUUGGAAAACGGCCGCCAGGAAGAUUAUGAAAGCAAACUGGCCGACGCCUUGAUGGAGAUGCGAAGCCAGCAUGAACUUCAAAUUAAACUCUACAAGGAGGAGAUUGAGAAGACCUACAACUCCAAGCUGGAAGGUGCUCGCCAGUCAGCGGACCGAAGCAGCCACCUGGUGGGCGCGGCGCACGAGGAGCUCCAGCAGACCCGGAUCCGACUGGAGUCCGUUUCAUCUCAAUUAAGCCAGCUUCAAAAACAGCUUGCAGCCCGUGAUGCAAAAGUGAAAGAUCUGGAGGAGGCUCUGUCUAGAGAGAGGGACACCAUGCGUCGCCUCCUCGGGGAGAAAGACCGAGAAAUGGCCGACAUUAGGCAGCGGAUGCAGCAGCAGCUGGAUGAGUAUCAGGAGCUAAUGGAUGUCAAGCUAGCGCUGGAUAUGGAGAUAAGUGCCUACAGGAAGUUGCUUGAAGGCGAGGAGGAGAGGCUACGCCUUUCCCCGAGUCCACCGCCGACAAGGAUGGCAGGAAGUCGCUCCUCGACCACGUCGGUUCAUUCCCGAUCCUUCAACUGCAGCGCUCACAACUCCAGCGGGAAGAGGAAGCGUCCCAACGACACGGACAGCGAGGCUUCGAGCUUCGCCGGAAGCGCCGUGGCUCGUACUCGCAUCACCCAGCAGGCCUCUGCUAGCGGGCGGGUCACCGUGGAUGAGGUGGACCAGGAUGGCAAAUAUGUCCGACUCAGCAAUAAAGCAGAUGAGGAUCAGAAUUUGGGGAACUGGCAGGUGAAGCGCCAGGUUGGAUCUUCUGCUCCCAUCGCAUUCAAGUUUCCCGCAAAGUUCAUCCUAAAGGCCGGCCGGAGAGUCACGAUCUGGGCGGCUGGCGCUGGCGGAAACCACAAUCCUCCCUCUGAUCUAGUCUGGAAGACACAGGCCAACUGGGGAACCGGAGACCAGUUCCAGACUACCUUGAUCAACGCUAACGGAGAGGAAAUGGCGAUGAGGAAAGUCACUCGCACACAUUUGGAAGACGAUGAUGACGACAUGCAGGUUGCUCACAGCACCUGCGGGGACAGCGAGUACAAUCUUCGUAGUCGUACAGUUAUGUGCGGCUCCUGCGGAUUCUCCCCGGACAAGCCCAACAACGGCAGCUCCGUGUCUACGGCUUCCCGCUCCUACCGUACUGGUGGCAUCUCAGAGGGUUUUCUGCCUCAUUCCUACGUGUUCAGUAGUAGCACACCUCGCAAGACUGGAAUCCGAACUGAGACCUGUCCAAUAAUGUGAGGCCCUGGAUCUUUUGGUCUUCAUUUUCCAUGCCAAUCAAUUUAUAUAUUUAGUCAACUUUUAUAUAUAUAAUUUUUUACGACAUGCUUAUGGUUAGCCACCAGGCAAUAAAAUAUGAACUAUAGUUUCAUAUUGUCAAAAAAUUACUUUUUAUAGAAGGUAGUUUAGUGACUUUUUUCCACAGCUUUUUUGAAUAAAAUCUGCUCCGACCUGUUGUGAAAUUUUCUUUGAUUGAAAUAAAGUUGUUCUUCU